AUGAAACAUUGCUUCAUGAUAAUUGGUAUUUUCGUUUUCAACGUCUCAGCUCAAACACUUCAACCACAAGAAACAUGCGGUCAGCCAGCACUGAAGAUCAAGGCUAUCCAUCCAGAAUUCGGAAGUGCCACUGGAUUUUAUGGAAUAGCGAAAGGAAUGUCGGACGGAGUGCACACAAAUCCAAAUUCUAAAUCGUAUGAGAAUCUGAACAAGUGGCUCUUUGAAAACGGAACUGUAACUUUAAAUGAUGUUUUUGCGGAUUUAGUAGCCGGUCAACCUGGACCCACAAUCUUCUGGAAAUUGGGGUUCAUUUUGGUCUUUGUUACACUGGCUUUGUGCAUCGUCACAGCUAUUUGGCUGUGUUUUUAUUCAUGUGCUCCCAAGAAAAAUUCAAGCGAUUCCAAAAUCACUGGAAUUGUGUACGCUGGAUUGUUGGUUAUCACAUUCGCAAUCGCAUUAAACGGGUUGAUACUAUUCAACACGGCUGAGAGUGAUCUAGUGGAUUCAAUUGACAAAACGAUGGACUACGUGAAACAGAUCGCUUCUGACCGCACCAAAGUCCUAACCGAAGGUGCAUAUCAAGUGGCAUGUGAAUUCUUACGUACAACUUCUCACAACUUUGCCCAUUUGAACUCUUUUGUUUCAAAUUACACGUCAACUGUAGUUGACGACACGGAAAGUGGUGUUGGAAUAGUCGAUGUUAAUGAUUUUGAUCUUUCUGGCUAUCGAGAUCAAAAUCAAAUCACAAUAAAGUCAGGAAAUGCUCUGGUAAAUCGUCUUCGAAAUAUGAACACUCUUGAUAUGGACUGCAAGGCACAUGCAAAAAAUUUGGUCAAAGAAAUACCGGUGCUUGAGAAAACAUUGCCGGUCUCCGCAGCAGCCACACGCAUUAUCAAAGGAUCCAUGCAACUUCAACGCAUUAAUUCCCAGAUCAAGGAUAUUAAAGAUCAUAUUCAAACCGAAUCUAAUCGCGCAUUAAAAGCCAUCAAACAAGCACAAAAAAUUGUUGAUGGUUCUCUGAAGACUAUCAAUACUUCGCUGAUCGCGUAUCAACAGGAGGUGACCGAAGCGCUGAGCACACUGAACUCUGGUCAUGAGCAUUUUGUGGCGUCAAGUGGAUAUUCUAGCUUGAAAAUUUGUGUUCGUCUUCUUGUGACUUUGCCUAUUUGCAUUGGACUCGUUUUUUGUAUCAUUGGAUGUGUAGCAAUAGCCCUGUCACUUUGGAAGAAUACACCUUCAAAGUUCACCCUGCCCACUCAAUUCCCCAAGCUCGCCACAAUUGUUCUCGUUGGUUUUUACGUUAGCAUCGUGGUUUCCAUUGUGCUUCUUUUAUUUUCGAGUACUCUUUUUAUCUUGGGAUGGUUCGUGUCAGCCAUAUGUGUUCCCACUUUCCAAGAUGAUAAUUAUACAAUGUUUCAUAGUAUACAUGUAUCAAUUAAUAGAACAAAUGGACCUUUGGAUUAUUUGAAUAUUGGAAAACUUUUCACAUCCUGCCGCAAUCCUAGAAUGACACUGUACAGCGCAAUUGAGGGAGAGAAAUUGUUUCGCCUAGAAUCAGUUACCGAGAAGCUGAACUUGAAUGCCUUUCGGAAUAUGACAAACGAGAAAAUUAUGAAACUGCCUAAUUUGACAUUUUCAUUCGAGAAGCAUCAUGAAAUAUCAUUUGACAAAAUAAGCCAUGGUUAUAGUACUGUAAAGAAAUCCAAUUUAACAGAUUGUGAUGAUGAGGAUGCAGUUCAAGAGUACCAAGAAUACAUUGAGCUCCUUGAAAAAUCUUAUUCGUUAUCCGAUCAAUUUGUGGAUAUUGUGAAGACGUUGAGUUCGAAUGCUCUAAAUAUGACUUUGAUAGCCAGGGAUCUUAACAAUGACUAUUUUGAUAGUGGAGACUGGUCAAUUAAUGAGUCAAUUACGGCGCUUAGGACAAACCUUCAAACUAAUAUAUUCAUGUGUCGCCCGUUUAUUGAUAUCUUCAACAAUGGGGGUAUCAUUCUGUGCCAACAGCUUGGAAAACCAAUUCAUGGAAUGUGGGCUUCUGCUGGGUUAGCUGGAAUUGCAUUUCUUCUUCAAUCAAUUCUCUUUCUUCUUGUUUACCGUUGGUUGAGACAAAGUGAUGUUGAUAAGAAAGAUUCCACAGCUGUACCAUCCGUGAAGUCCACCAGUGACCCCAAAGUGGAUACUGAAAGUUCACAUGCCAGUGUGCACCCGACAGAGUCAGUUACAACAGUUACUGAAGGAACUAACUAUGAAUUGGCAAAAACUCCGAAAACUCCAGCAAAGAGAGCAUCAAGGGCUUCAUUUGACACACUUGACGUUGUACCAAAAUGGUGAUUGAUGUUUAUGCAAACUUCCAAUUGUCGGUA
Messenger RNA from Caenorhabditis elegans, 2360 nucleotides. It is a transcript of the gene M28.4, whose product is annotated as Protein tweety homolog. The transcript has 14 exons. NCBI's taxonomy places the organism in Eukaryota, Metazoa, Nematoda, Chromadorea, Rhabditida, Rhabditidae. Bases 1 to 2328 code for a protein of 775 amino acids. The record is from RefSeq and is marked reviewed.